CGUAGCUGAGACAACAGCCAGUUUUAUAUUAAAAGGCAUUUCGUGUAAAAUCGCAAAUAUUUUAAAUUUAAAACCAUCGAAAACGAAUCGAACAAUUAGAAUACAAUCGAGUGUUAUGUUAUGAUUCGAUAGAUACUAGUUCAAUCAUAAAAUUAGAUGUAAAUAUCGAAAACUUCUUGUACAAUGGCUAAUAUUGCAACGCAGAGAAUUAAGAGGGAAUUCAAAGAAGUAAUCAAAAGCGAAGAGGUUGCAAAAUGUGCAAUAAAAGUUGAAUUAGUACGGGACAGCUGGACAGAAUUACGUGGAGAAAUUGCAGGGCCCCCGGAUACACCUUACGAAGGUGGAAACUUUAUUCUUGAGAUAAAAGUUCCUGAAACGUAUCCCUUUAAUCCACCAAAAGUCCGUUUUGUGACUAAAAUUUGGCACCCGAAUAUAUCUUCAGUCACUGGAGCGAUAUGUUUGGAUAUAUUAAAAGAUCAAUGGGCUGCUGCAAUGACCCUCCGUACUGUGUUAUUAUCGUUACAAGCCCUUUUAUCGGCAGCAGAGCCAGAUGAUCCUCAGGAUGCAGUCGUAGCCAAACAAUACAAAGAAAAUAAUGAAAUGUUUACGCUGACGGCUAAACAUUGGACAAACAUUUAUGCAGGAGGUCCUCAUGUUUUUUCCGACUGCAACACCAAAAUCCAGCGCCUCAUCGACAUGGGCAUCGAGGAGCACCAGGCCCGAGUGGCACUAUCCUCCUACAACUGGGAACUGGAGAGGGCGACGGAGCAGCUGUUUAGUUAGUUAGUCGAUAACAAAAUUCAUUUAUUUAAAUAAUUAAUUAAUUAAAAAAAUUCAGAAUUUAAACUACAAACUAAUUAUUAUUAUUAAUUUAUUAUCCGAUUCGCGAUUCGAUUUUCUUUCAACAUGCACAUGAAAAAGAUAGAGAUAAACAAAUAGAAUGGUUUUCAAUUUAGUAAAGGACUCGAUAGUUGUGAGUAAACCUCUAAACCGGUAAAUAUUAGUUAGAGAGCUGAU
This is a messenger RNA of Ctenocephalides felis (cat flea), 1017 nucleotides long. RefSeq names its product ubiquitin-conjugating enzyme E2-22 kDa-like. Bases 184 to 783 code for a protein of 199 amino acids. The record is from RefSeq and is a predicted model, not a curated record. Gene Ontology annotation, biological process: protein polyubiquitination; proteasome-mediated ubiquitin-dependent protein catabolic process. Gene Ontology annotation, cellular component: nucleus. Gene Ontology annotation, molecular function: protein binding; ubiquitin conjugating enzyme activity. The transcript has 5 exons. NCBI's taxonomy places the organism in Eukaryota, Metazoa, Arthropoda, Insecta, Siphonaptera, Pulicidae.